AUGGCACGUCUCCCAUACCCAAAUUAUACAUAUAAUUCUCGCCCAACCAUAAACGCUGUCAAGCUCCUUGCCUACUCCCCAUCGACAGCCGACCACUGGACCGCCAUUGGCACUGCCCAUUUCCGCUCCCUCUCCCUAUCCAGAAAGCUCAGAGAAUUGGCGACAUUAUACCUAUCCGUGAGGUUCGGUUCGAGCUAUGAAUGGGACCACCACAUAAUGCUCAGCGAAAAGGCAGGCAUCACGGAGACGCAGCGGGAGACGCUCCAGGCUGCUAGCUCUCGAGACGCGGGUCACUUUGCCAAUGGUGGCGGAAAUGAGGUGUUUGAGAGGCGCGAGGUCGCGAUGCUGAGUUUCUUGGAGGCGAUAGUACGGGGCCCGGAGGUGAAGGAUGAGCUGUGGGGAGAGACGACGAGGUACUUCAACGAGAGAGAAAUCGUAGAGCUAAUUAGUUUACAAGGGUUCUAUUAUAUGAUUUCAAGACUGGGGACCGUUUUGAAAGUGGAUAUGGAUGAUUUCGCUACCAAGAAGGCGAAACUGUAG
Eremomyces bilateralis CBS 781.70 is the source of this 540-nucleotide messenger RNA. RefSeq lists its product as uncharacterized. The record is from RefSeq and is a predicted model, not a curated record. Bases 1 to 540 code for a protein of 179 amino acids. Gene Ontology annotation, molecular function: peroxiredoxin activity. NCBI's taxonomy places the organism in Eukaryota, Fungi, Ascomycota, Dothideomycetes, Eremomycetales, Eremomycetaceae. The transcript is spliced from 2 exons.